GGAAGACGAAGAGAAUGUAAAGUGGAUGAAUUUCGGGCGGAUACUGCGUCAUCCCCUUCAGCCUGAGGCUCCUAACCGAACCAUCGUGACUUUUUCUGCUUCUUCUUUUUUCUCUUUGUGACUUCAACUUCAUCACUUUUCUCCUUCCUUUCCCCCUCUCUGUCUUCCCCCUUUCGAUAUUGCUUCCCUGGUUUCAAGUGUUCCACAAUCAAUCAAGCAUUCUCGGGUGGUCUUAACCCCUCUAAUCCUGGACCCUCUCGGCAAGCGGUGAUCAACUGGCGUGGCAAACCUGUUCCUCCGACUAGUUCCAUCCCUGUCCAGUCUGACCGUUUGCUUUCGCUCGGUCCCUCGUUUAGCUCGAUUAUUUGCAUGAUUCUUGCAGCCUUCCUUUUCUCCGCCUUGCUCCAACGAAUCUCCUCUCUCCCCACUUCGAACCACGCUUCAGAGCCUGUCAUUCGGAGCCCCAAGUUGACCGCCUCUUGCUCCAAACCCCUGGUACGGCGCGAACGUCUGAGUGCCCGACGCCUUGUGAUCCGGCAUUUCGCAUUGCUGACCUCAUCUUGUUCCUUUUCACUCUUUUUUUUCUGUUUCUCAAUUUUGAUAUCUCGUAUUUCUAAUCCAGAGACUUAUCUUUUCUGUUGCGCAUCAUCUAACCCAGUGCGUCAGGUGGUCUCAAUUGCACCCAAUAUAAAAAAUCGUCUCGAUCCACUUCUGUUCCCCGACGAUCUGAUUGGCAUGAGUUCGGCCUGAGUCUGGCAAGGCCAAGCGCCACCGUUUCCUGGUACGAUCAGAAACCCUGUGCUGGGCGUCUUUUCUAGAUCUGGGGACCCUCUCCCGCUAAACGCGAUCGGGUUGGAGGAUUAUCUCUCCGUUAGCCUUCUGCCGGGUCGUUUCUUCCACCGUUUCUGCUUGGAGGAAGGUGUUUCCAGAAGGUUGAAUGCAUCAGCUGAGCCUGACCGUCAGAGAUUCCAUAAAUUCCGUCAUCGUCACCUUGGAUAUCCGACGGAGUGGUUCGGAAGACCGUACCGGAGCGAAUUGACUAAAAUUUGAGAACGCUUCCAUCGCACUUUUUCUUUUCUUUUCUUUUUUUUUUUUUUU
This is a messenger RNA of Aspergillus candidus, 1098 nucleotides long. RefSeq lists its product as uncharacterized. The transcript has a single exon. Bases 370 to 750 code for a protein of 126 amino acids. The record is from RefSeq and is a predicted model, not a curated record. NCBI's taxonomy places the organism in Eukaryota, Fungi, Ascomycota, Eurotiomycetes, Eurotiales, Aspergillaceae.